Molecule: messenger RNA, 882 nt
Organism: Toxorhynchites rutilus septentrionalis
Lineage: Eukaryota; Metazoa; Arthropoda; Insecta; Diptera; Culicidae
Exons: 2
Coding region: 345-734 (129 amino acids)
Source: RefSeq, a predicted model, not a curated record
AGCGGUGGGAUGCUGUCCAAGUGGGGACAGCAGCCCACCCAUCGUGGUGUUUACAAAGUGUUGAUUUCCUUGAAGGUAAUCUGGGAAUCGAACAGAAUCCCUAGUUGAGAAAAUGUGCGUGGACAGAGAUUGUAGUGAAAGAAGAAGAAAAUCGAAAAAAUAUGAAUCAGCAUAAUGCGGUACAAGAAGUGAUGUUCGAAAAUGAACAUAUCGUAGUGAAAAAAAAUCUGGGAAAUUAUUAGUACAGUUGAGCCAAGUAAAACCCUCCCCCUGUAGUAGUGAUCUCCAAAGAAGAAAAUUCCGGUAAUGAAUCGCUUGUUUCGGAUCGAUCGAACAAUAAGGAUAUGCUGUCGAGCAUAUACAGCAAAGUGGAAAACAUGUUGAAGAAAAAUGACUCCCGCACGGAGUCGGUUGGAGAAGUUCAUUUGGUUGAGCCAUCGUUGUCUGCUGAGAAGUUUGAUUCACGAUCGAUGUUUUCGCUGGACUGGGGCUCCGAGACGUUCAUUUACGUCGAAUCGAAUGUGGCAUCAGACAUCUUGAGGGAUGUUAUAGAAGUGAACUCCGGUUCUGGAAUUCCUCUUUGCAUUUAUGUACAAUAUCAACGAAGGUAUUCGAAUGCGGAACGACAGAAUGGACAAGGAGUCAUGACACGGAAUGAACGCGCUAGAGUGAUAGAGAUGCAAGAAUGGAAGGAGAGGAAGACCGUACAACCGAAACCUCAACCUGGUCAAUAAAAGGGGAGGCACACACACCUGUAAGAUUUUAUGAUUUUAUGAAAAACAGAGCAAGCGGUGUGUCGAGACGAAGUUCAGUACGGCUGAGCAAUUCAUUCGCGAGUGGGGCACGCGAAUCAGCACCAGUGGAGGCCACAGUACUACAACC